Molecule: messenger RNA, 3127 nt
Organism: Limulus polyphemus (Atlantic horseshoe crab)
Lineage: Eukaryota; Metazoa; Arthropoda; Merostomata; Xiphosura; Limulidae
Product: FMRF-amide neuropeptides-like
Exons: 2
Coding region: 20-1552 (510 amino acids)
Source: RefSeq, a predicted model, not a curated record
UAGAACUCAUCCAAGAGCUAUGAUCAUGAAAGGUGAAGUUUUAAAGUCUGUUCUUCUGUGGUGUCUUGUACUCAGGCAAAAUGCUGGAGAAUCCCUCAAGGAUGAGAAGGUGAACGCGGACGUAAAAGAAAAUCCAGUUCAAGACAAGAACACGGAAUUGUCAGUCAACAAGAUAAAACAAAAUACACUCAACCAUGAUUUCAUGAGUCAUAUAAGACACAUAUUUGAUACCACUGAUAAAACUGGGCUCAAGAAACGUUAUUUUGAUGAAAUAGAUCGAUCUAGUUUUGGUGGACUUAACAAACGCAACUUUGAUGAAAUUGAUACAGCUGGAUUUGGUGGAUUCAAGAAGCGCAACUUUGAUGAAAUUGAUACAGCUGGAUUUGGCGGAUUUAAGAAACGCAACUUUGAUGAAAUAAACCGAGGUGCUAUUGAAGGAUUUCGUAAACGAAAUUUUGACGAAAUUGAUCGCAGUGGAUUCGAUGAUUUGGGUGAGCGUAAUUAUGAUAAAGCUGAUCGUAAUGGAUUUAAUGCCAUUGCUAAAAAGAGUUCUGAUAAAAUCGACCGAUCAAGACUCAAGGGCUUCGGCAAAAGAAAUUUCGAUGAAAUUGAUCAAUCUGGGUUCAAAGACUUUGGAAAAAGAAAUUUUGAUGAAAUUGAUAGAUCUGGAUUUAAGGAUUUUGGAAAAAGAAAUUUCGAUGAAAUUGAUAGAUCUGGAUUUAAAGAUUUGGGGAAAAGAAAUUUUGAUGAAAUUGAUAGAUCUGGAUUUAAGGAUUUUGGAAAACGAAAUUUUGAUGAAAUCGACCGAUCGGGGCUUAAAGACUUUGGUAAAAGAAAUUUUGAUGAAAUUGAUCGAUCUGGAUUUAAAGAUAUUGGAAAAAGAAAUUUUGAUGAAAUUGAUAGAUCUGGAUUUAAGGACUUUGGAAAAAGAAAUUUUGAUGAAAUUGAUAGAUCUGGAUUCAAGGACUUUGGUAAAAGAAAUUUUGAUGAAGACAGUCGAUCUGGAUUUAAAGAUAUUGGAAAAAGAAAUUUUGAUGAAAUUGAUCGAUCUGGAUUUAAGGACUUUGGAAAAAGAAAUUUUGAUGAAAUUGACCGAUCUGGGUUAAAGAACAUUCGAAAAAGAAAUUUUGAUGAAAUCGACCGAUCUGGGUUAAAGAACAUUGGAAAAAGAAAUUUUGAUGAAAUCGACCGAUCUGGGUUAAAGAACAUUGGAAAAAGAAAUUUUGAUGAAAUCGACCGAUCUGGGUUAAAGAACAUUGGAAAACGAAAUUUUGAUGAAAUAGGUCAAUCUGGGACUAUGGACUUUGGUAACAGAAAUUUUGAGAAAAUAGAUCAGUUUUGGUUGAAAAACUUCGGUAAAAAAAAUUUUGAUGAAAUCGACCGUUCUGGAUUUAAUGACUUUGGAAAACGUAUUUUUGAAAAACUCAAUAGGGUGCGAAAUGAAAGAUUUUCUAAAUUUAGAGAUUAUGGAUUCAGAAAACGAAACGUUGAUGAGAUUGUCAAAGCUGCAUUUGGUGGGCUUAAAAACUUACCAACUGACGUACAGGUCUAACAUAAUCCUUUGCGAGAACUCGAAUGCAUAAACGAAAGCUAUAGAGAUGACAUACUACACUGUGAAACCGGGAAGUCUACAUAGCUACUAGGUUAUCUUCUCUGACGUGAUUGUUAUGGGGUUUGUCUAUUGCAUAGCCUACUAUAACUAUUUAGGUACAUAAUGUGUUAUAUAAACAAAAUGAUUUAAGUACUUUAAUAAACUUAAAUUGUUACAUGCGAAUAUAUUUUUUAAAGUUUGUUGUUGGUUCGAAAGAUUACGUAUGAAAACUUCCUCCUUAAUGGUAUCAUUUCAUAAUUUAAUUUCGAUCGAAAUAUAGUUUGUUAUUAGAAACCUUUACAUAGAAUAAGUUGUGUAUUUCAUUGAGAUAUUAUGCUAAUUCACUGUCAGUAGGAUUUGUGUACAUUUUUUGUAUGUGUUAAAAUUGUACGAUAUAAGGCUGUUAUGCUAUUGUAUAUUUGUAAAAUUAGUUGCUGUUGGGAAGUUUGUAAAGACUGCUGUAAAGUAGCGCCACGGAAGCAUUUAAUACUAGCAUGAGUAAAGUAGGCUUAACUUGGCUUAAAGCAUCCUUGGCGCAUGUAUAUAAAGUCUUUCCAAUAUCAUAAUGUUAUGGUACAAUUGAUAAUUUACUUGUGUUUACUAAUAAUCAUGACCUAUUACUUUGUGAAACCAACUUCUAAUCACCUUUAAUAAACAAGUACAUUUCUUAUGAUUAAUUGUCAACAAAAUCGGUUUCAAUGAAACAAUUUUCAUUGGUAUGUUCUCACUACAUUAACGGAUAAUUUAACUACUUAUUCAAUAAUUAUCAGAUGUAUAUCAAACUACAAAAGUGAUAAAACUAAAUAAAAACUGAUCUAUUGAAAAUUAGGAAACCAUUACGGCAAUCCCUUGUAUUUUAAAGCCAUCAACUGAAUUUUUCGAUUUUUGUUUUUCUCUGAGCUUAAAAAUCGAAACCAUUAUCUCGUAUUUCAUUGAUACCACGUUUAUUCUUCUGUAAUUAAUUAAGAGUUGAAUGCAAUAAAAUAUUGUUUUCCUGUGGAACUAAAAUUAUGAAACAAAUUUGUAGUGAUCGUGCCAGAAGAUAAACUGGAUGUGUUACUAUGGAAAUGAAAAGAAAUUUCUAUUUUGUUUUUAAAAUCUGUAUUAAACCAUAAACUAAAUACUUGGUUGAUAUAGCGAAGAAAAAGGUCCAAAACGGCUACUAUAAGAAAUUAGUAACCUAUGUUAGGAUAGCUUCAAAGUCAUUCGUCUUCAGAUUGAUAUGUAUAAACCAUAUACGAAAAAUAUGAUUUGUUGUAUAUAUGUUUAUAUGUAUAGUUUUUUGUUGGGUACAGACUAAGGAUUUGUACUUCCAAUUGGGGUAGUUACGAUUGUCAUUCAUUGGGUUCUAGAGUGUCUUAUUGUGGAUUACACACCUUUAGCUCCUUGUUAUUAUACUACCGCUAUCGUCUGCAAUACAGGGUAGCAAACAUUAAAGUGUUGUUAUGAUUUUUAGAUAUAUUCCGUUUUGUAGAACUUGUUAAACCUUGUCGGUAUCUCUUGAAAAUAUUGAAAUCAGAACAUGUAAAUAAAGAA